UCCUGAGUCUGUAAGUCUAGCCUUUGGGUCUUAAACUCUAAUUUCCUAAUAAGACAAUUCUUUAUUGUAUGUGGAGCUUAAAAUCUGACAGGUGGUGAAGUCCUUCAAAAGAGAGGAUUUGCUUUCAAAUUUCAUUAUUAAGAUAGCUGACAUUCAGGGUCCAUUGUGCCCUGAAUUUCAGAUAUUAUACCAUUUCCACAGACUAUUUUUUAAAAAAACCCAGAAAGAAAAUAGCUGGGCCAGUGUUUUAGGCAUGACUCUCAUGAUCUGCUUACUAAUUGUAAGUUAUAUAGUAAGACAUAUAUGAUAAGGCUUGUAUACAUAAAUAUCCACCAAAAGACUAUAAUUAAUACUUCAUUUAUUUAAAAACAAACACUCUUAUCAAGAGAUUUAUUGAAGUUUAACUGAAAUGCAACAAAGUCUGUAAUAUGUUUAGGGUAAAUAACUUGAAAGGUUUUAAAUAUGAGUACAAUCAAGAAAUUGUUGCUACAUCCAUAUAACAAAUAACUGGGACUUCAAAACUGUCUUGGUGAGCUUUUGAGAUCAUUCCUCUCCAUCUUUUUUCUUUGUCCCUAGGAAACCACUGAUAUACUGUUGUAAUAAUUAUUUGCAUUUUUUAGAAGUUUAUGUACUUGCAAUUAUAACAUGUGAACCAAUUUCAUCAGACUCUUUUAACUUAGCCAAAUCCUCUAGAAAUUGAUACCCAUCACUUAUAGAGAAAUCUGUCACAUUCCUUUUCAUUAUGCAUAUAAUUUAUGGCUAGCUAUAGCUUGUUUGUUGAUUCUUCAGUCAGAAAAAUGUUUUUUCCAGUCAUCGGCUUUCAUAUACUACUACUGGGUGUAAGUCUUCUUGUACUUUUAAUUCUCUUGUCAUUUGCUUUUAGGAAUAAAUAUCCUUAAUAAAUUAAAACAUUAGGUUAUUUGUUCUGAAGGCAGUGGUGGUAAUGGAGGGAGAUCCUGGAAUCGUUCCAGUCAUUUAAAGAUUACAUUUCUUAUCAUGUCUCCUUGUUGGAUGUAACCUGUUCUUCCAAGUAGUAAGCCAGCCAAUCACUUGCCCACACCAUGGUGUGUAAGUCAUAUGAUGUAACAGCAUUAUUGUGUUACAUAAUGUGUUAUUUUUCAGAUAAGUAGAUGAUAUUUCAUUUACUUUAGAUGUGUGCAUACUAACCACACAAUGGCCAAAUAGAUUUCCCACUUUCUUUAGUAAUAGAGGAAUUUUGCUGAUCUUUGUGACCAUGGGGAUUUCCUUCUCAUGAUCUUGGCUCACCUCUAGAGCAUAUGGCAAUGGCUUAAAUAAAGUUCUGUAUUUCCCUAUUGUUUGAAGUUCUUCAUUGUUUAUGGUUGUCAGGCUGAUUUGGCAGACAGACACAGUGAAUUAGCUCAUGUCUAUGACUUUAAGGUAAUGUGUGCUUAACUCAUAAAAUGCAGGAUAACCAGGUAUGUUUGAAGUAAUUUAUUUGUCUAAAUAUACCAUAUCUAAAUAUUUGAUUGUAUUUUUAUAAAAAUUCAUCAUUUGUUUAAAAUUAAAAUUUAAAUAUAUACCAUGGUUUUGCAUAAAGGGCAAAUUUAGAGUAAAAUUUGAGUUUCGAUUUAUCAAGGGCCAAAAUUUUCCCUAUUUAUUUAUUCAUUUAUUUAUUUACUUACUUAUUUACUUUUUAUUAGUCUUUUGUGACUUUCUAGUUUUGUGUGAAUUUUGAUCAUAUUCAUUCCCCAAAUCAUCCCAUGUCCAUCCCAUCCCUGUUUAUUCAACUUUGUGUCCAUUUUUAAAAACUCUUCAAGAUCAAUUUUAUACUCUCCAGAUACUCUUGGAAUUUAGUCCUCCCCUGGAGUGUGGUCAGUUUUCAUAUGCGUGUCCUCUUUGAGAAAUCUAGCCCUUUCUUUCCCUGAAGCUACUAACUGCUGAUUACUCCAUGCCUAGGGGUGGGAUUGUGUACCCAACCUCCUUCUACAUUUGGCAUGGAUAGAGUUUGCACAGGUUUUAUGCAUGCUGUCUUAGGUGCAUAUGCAGAAGAGUAUCCAAAGGAUAUCCAAAAGUAUCUCCUUGUGGUCAUCUACCACCUCUGGCUUUUAUACUGUCUCUGGCCCCUUUUAAACAAUGAUCUCUGAGACAAGAGAGGGGGAGCAGUGAGGAAUAUAUAUUCCCUUUAGGGCUAAUCAUUUUUCAGUUUCUUAUUUUCUGCACCUUAACCGGUUGUAGUUAUCUGUGUUAAUCACUAUCUAUAGAAGCUUCUUAGAUGAUGAAUGUGAAAUGUAUUGUUCAAUGAGUACAAGGAUAAGUCAUUAGGAGUCACUUCAAUAUUAUGUCAAUUUAGCAGCAUAAUAGAUUAGGUUUUCCCUAAAGUCUAGGCCUAACUAUACCUGAGUCACAGAACAUGAUGAAGUACAAGAGUUUGAACCAAUGGGAUAAAAGUAUUGUGAAGAGUUCUCCUUAUCAGAAGCAGGUGUGAGAACACAGGCAUUCUAUCAGACACUGGCAAGCCUUGCUCUAUAAAAGGAAAAGUAUUAAACUUUUCCCUUUUUAUACUUAUUAAGAAUGUCUAUCUAGCCAAUCUAUGCCUAUGUCCACUCUAUGCUCUAUGACCACUUUCUAGUCUCAUUUCCAGAUAUGAUGAAGCUUAAGUUCUCUUACAUUUCUGGAUACUGUGGAUACUUGCUGUUUCUGCAAGUGAUGAUGUCUUCAGAGAAAUUGAUGGUAACUACUCCCACAAGACAUGUGCUAGCUAGAGUAGGAGGCCAUACUGAGCUCAGCUGCCAGGUGACCCCACCACACAGUGUGGAGUAUAUGGAGGUGCACUGGUUCAGGAGUGGCCAUUCCCAACCUGUUUACCUGUACAGAGGUGGCCAUGGAGUGAAUGGAGAAGCUGCACCUGAAUAUGUGAAUCGCACAGAGUUUGUGAAAGAUGCCAUUGGGAAGGGCAGAGUGGCCCUCAGAAUUCACAAUAUCAGCAUUUCUGAUGACGGGCUUUACCAAUGUUUAUUUAGUGAUGAUAGUGGCUUCAUUGAUGUGGCCAGCAUGAACCUCAGUGUAACUGCAGUUGGAUUGGAGACACAGAUCCAUGUUCAGGCUCCUGAUGCUGAUGGAGUCAUGGUGGAGUGUAACUCAGGAGGGUGGUUCCCACAGCCCCAAAUGGAGUGGAGAGACAGUAGGGGGAAAACACUUCUACCAUCAUCGAAAUCGUAUUCACAGGAUGAAGCCAGAUUUUUCCACAUGAAGAUGACUCUUCUCACAAACCGGUCACAGGGCAGUAUCAUAUGCUGUAUUUUCAACCCUGUAACAGGUGAAGAGAAGCAAACAAGUAUCUUCCUAGCAAAUGACCUCUUUAAUCAAGAUGGCAUUUGGAUGAAUUUUUUAGUUUCCAUUGCAUGUAUAAUGCUCUUUUUAUUUCUGAUGUACUUCAUCUGCUUUUACAAAAGUUCAGAGCAUGGAUUUGGACAGCUACACAGAUGUCUCUCUGUGUUGAACUCAUGGCCUAUUCAAAUACUGAGUUUCUUAGCCUGUGCUAUAGUACUCUUUGCUGUGUAUCUACCAUUCCGGAUCAGAGUCUCUCUUUCAGAUCCUCAGUUUCCCUUAUACAACUACUGGAUAACUGAAUUGAUAUUUGUGAUCAUUUUCCUGAUGAUAUUUUUCGUCUUACCAAUCAUUGGCUUAUUAUUGAUACAACUUGUACAUUUCCACCACAUCCCCACGGAGAGGAAAAAGAAUAAUACCUUGGACAGCCAAACUGUUCAUGAGGACUCAACCCUACACAAAGAACUACAGGGAACAAAGAAAAACUGGGAGCAGGAGAAGUGAUUUCCAGAGGGAAGAGCUACCAAUUGAUUGUUGAAUAUCCAAACAUCAGCCCUGAAAACUUACAUAUAAGUAACAUUAUGUGAAGUGAACAGGUUAUAUUUAGGAUUAUAGAUACUUUAACUGAAAUUUUAUCUAGCCCAAGGCAGGCAUCUCAGCCCAGGGAGCUUCGAUGAAGAAAUGAAAGUUCACCACCAUAUACAACCUCAACUGUGUUGUGGAGUAUAAAAUCUUGAUCUGGAUUUUA
Peromyscus leucopus (white-footed mouse) is the source of this 4036-nucleotide messenger RNA. Its product is annotated as selection and upkeep of intraepithelial T-cells protein 7-like. Gene Ontology annotation, cellular component: external side of plasma membrane. Gene Ontology annotation, biological process: T cell receptor signaling pathway; regulation of cytokine production. Lineage: Eukaryota; Metazoa; Chordata; Mammalia; Rodentia; Cricetidae. Gene Ontology annotation, molecular function: signaling receptor binding. The record is from RefSeq and is a predicted model, not a curated record.